AUGACGAAGCAUUUCAUGACCAUAUUCGAAAUAAUGAUGUCUUGUAUCACAGGAUGUUUAGUAGUUUGUUUUAGUUUUAAUUUGUUUCAAAUAGCAUCAUCUGAAAACAAUAAAAACAAUGUCAGUGAAUUUUUAUUACCAUUUUUAUUUGCGUCUACAAGCAUCUUAUAUAUGUUUAUAGCCCACUAUGUUGGACAGAAUAUAAUCGACCAUAAUAAUCACGUAUUUGUUACUGCGUACAACGUUCAGUGGUAUAAAACCCCAUUACAUAUACAAAGAAUGAUACUAUUUCUGCUGCAAAGAAGAACCAAGAAAUUUUCAUUAAAUCUCGGUGGGAUAUUUGAUGCAUCCAUAGAGGGUUUUGCCACGCUAAUAAAGGCCUCCGUAUCUUAUUUUACAGUCAUGCAUUCUACACGAUAA
Molecule: messenger RNA, 420 nt
Organism: Atta colombica
Lineage: Eukaryota; Metazoa; Arthropoda; Insecta; Hymenoptera; Formicidae
Exons: 4
Coding region: 1-420 (139 amino acids)
Biological process (GO): detection of chemical stimulus involved in sensory perception of smell; sensory perception of smell
Cellular component (GO): plasma membrane
Molecular function (GO): olfactory receptor activity; odorant binding
Source: RefSeq, a predicted model, not a curated record